UAUAUCUUAUUAUAAAUUUAUUAAUUGUUGAGCGAUUUAUAUGAUAUAUCAAUUUAUUUUAUUAAAUCUUUUUUGCUUUGACAAUGUAUCGUAUAGUUCGUUAGUAUCGUUAGUGCCUUUAAUGUGUUCCGAGUGCCGAGUUUAUCCAUAAAAAGAGCACCACAAUAAAGAAGAAAAGACAAGAAUCACGUUUAUCGUUUAGCGCACUUUAUGCCUGGUGGGCCGGUUCAUCAGUCACACCAUCGAGCCUUCAGUAUACACGCCUUUUGGUUGUACAUCCAUUUUAAUUUAAAUAUACACGAUAAAGGACCACUUAGCGACUUAUGCAAUUUAUCAAGUGAGGAAGCGUUCAUUUAUUCACUUAUCCGCUUUAUCCGACAUUUUUCGACCGCCACGAAGAGCGAUAUCACGUCGCGCGGAUAGUCGCGUCGAGUCCUUGCCGUGAUAUGCGUACAUACGCGCGAAUGCGAGUCUCACAUGUUACGUAUAUGCGUGCAUACGUGUGUUCAUGCGUUCGUGAGAGCGAGCGAGCGAGUGAGUGAGUGAGUGAGCGCUUAUGCACGCCGGGUGUGGUCCACCGGCUCGACUGCAUUAUGUUUAUGUUGUUUACGACGUAAGGCGACCUCCGCAAAUAUGUGGCCGGAUCUCGACGGCGGUCGACGCGGCGAGAUGCGUGGGUGUGGUUUCGCACAUGGAGCUUCCAUCGCGGCGGCGAUUUUUCCGCGGGGAUGACUUUACUGUCCGCGGACGCGUGCAUCUUGUUGGAAUUCUAAAUGGUCAUCCCGUCGGGACGUAACACCGAGCGUCCGCGAAGGAUCGGUGAAAGGAGUGAAGGAGGAGGCGGCUCGACGAUCCCCUUCGCGCAGACUUGAGAAAUAUCGCCGAUACCGACAAACGACCGUGAUCUUGUACGCGGCGAUGAUAAAUAGCGAUUAACUUGACCUUGAUAAGAGAAUGAUAAGAAUGGGAACUCGACGAGGACAGCGCGUUUCGAGAGAUCUGACCAACAGGAUGCCUAUUCCUUUUGAAAUGAAAAAAAAACAAGAGAAAAAGGAAGGGCUGGAGAAAAAGAAGAACCGCCGGUCGGUGCGUUACUUUGAAGUCACGCUGAAUCGCAAAGGGUUAAGGAAAUAAGAGGUGCCUUGACCUACGGUGCGCAGCAGCACGGAGGAGAGCAGCGCGAGCGAGCGCGAGUAAUCGAGUGUUUCUGCCGACCGUGUUCACGGUCCGACCAUUAUUGUCUCCCGUCCUCUCCGCCCUCGAUGGACGAUCUCUCUCUCUCUCUCUCCCUUUAUCUUCUCCCGCCGUUUUUCUUUUUCCUCGUCGCCCUCUUCGUCUUCCCAGUCCUCGGGUUGCUCGUGUCGACACGCGGGAGCCUAUUCCCUGAUUAUCCACGCUUUCACGGACUAUCCUCGCCUACGGACACCAACACUCGCGGUGUCUCUCCCGGUCUCUCCUACGUGAUACCGCGGUUGCCGCCUGUUGGCUGCUGCUGCUGUCGCUGGUAGCGGUAAAUAGAGGGCAAAUCCUAGCGGAGACGCGAUAUCUCGCGAAGAUCCGCGCCCACGGCCGCAGGUCUCUCGUCGCGAUCGCGGCGCGGACGAUGACCGGAAGCGGAGAAGAACCAUGGCACCUGAAAGGUCACGGCCCGCCGUUACCUCGCCCGCGCCUUGCUUGGACUCGCCUCGGAAAGGCGUGUCCCGUCGGAUUAGCUUGUCCCUGCGAAACGGUGCCCGGAGGUGGGAGGAAUGAGGAAGCGGGAAUGCUUAGAUAUAUUGACAAACAAAACGCGUCGCGUCCCGUGAGAAUUCUGCACGGAACCACAUGCUCGAGAGAAAGAGAGGCCGCGGCGCAUCCGGGUUGGGACACGGCGAGAUUCCCCGCGACUGAAUCUCGGCGUCGAUCGCUCCCUUUAGAAGCAAGAGUAAGGAAUCUUGCCGGACGCCGAUAUUAAAAGUCGACUGUAAAUUGCGCGCGAUGUCGACGCGCACGUGCGCUUGGGCGUGAAUUAAGUGCCGUCGCGCGGUCCCCGUUGCUGUUUGAAAUUCAAAAUAAUACGCGCAGGUAACUGACCAUCGUAUUAUGGAAGUUGUAUUUCCCCGCUUAUCGUAACGUUCUCCUAUUUAUAUCGCGUUUGUGCGCCGGGCAUAACGAAAAAAUCGCACGAGCACCAUUGCGAUCCGAGAUCGAACGCGAUAUUCCGCGAAUACUGUACCCGCCCACGUUUUCUUACAUUCCGAUUUUUCAUCGUGAUACGGCCGAUGACUAGAAAAAUGAGAUAUCUUCCACUCGACGCUCAGAAUCGAGUUACUCGAUCGCGAGAGAUAUGAAUCUCAUUAAUGGAACGAUUUCAGCCUUAGGAAAGAAUAAACAGAAUUAAUUAAACUUUAGAAGGAAACAGAAAACAGAAUUAAUUAAAUUUUAGAAGGUUCCGCGUUUCUUUUUUUAAUCUUGAAAUUAUCAAGUGUUUUUCUGGAAUUCUAGAAAUAUAUGGCUUUUGCUCUGUUUUCACGCUAUAAAAUCUUUUAUCUUUAUACGUGACUUUUAAUAACUGUUUUGUUGUCAAAGUAAAAUAUUUAUUACAUUACAAAUUGAUAUUUUCAUUAAAAAAUGUACCUCCCGUGAAAUUACUGUGGUGUUAAAUAAAUAUUAAAGGACGAAAUUUAAACCAAUACCUUUAGUUAAAUAGCAUUUGUUAUUUCCAACUACCAUUUGUGUUGAAAUUUAUUAUUUUAACACAAAACAGUUGUUUUAAUUCCAUUGGUUAGUUAAAUUGGUAGUUUAAUUAACAUAUUGUUUUAGUUAAAUUAACGACAUAUUGAAUAGGAGCUAUAGCAAUGGCGAUCUAUAGGAAUGAUUAAAAACAACUCAAAAUGAAAUAAUUUGAUAUUACGAAUUUAACAGCGUGAGAUUACACAAAGAUUUCAUGUAGCUUACAUUAUAUAUGUCUAGCAAUCAAAAAAAGAAUUAAUAGACUUAAAAUCGAUUAUUCGCAUUGAAAUAUAGGGAUAUCGAACCAAAAAACAUGGAUAGCGCAAUGAUAUGAGGCAUAAUCGCCUCUAAUUAAUUGUAAUCCGCGUUAAUAUCACGUAACGCAUUACGAUUCCGCUUGCAUUACGUGACCGCUUGCACUUGAAAGUCCAUGCUCCCAUAUGCUGCUCUUGGGGGAAACAGAAUGUAUGCAAAUACUCGAUCGCGGUGUCGGGUUUACACAUCGCGACAGUGGACAGGUUGAUUCCCCGCGCCAACCCUUUAUGUCAUUAUAAUACUCGCCUCGAGGCGUGCGCGGGUAUCAUGUAUGCCGCGUGUGCGCGCGCGCGCGGGUCCGGGUCAUCGAAAUCGCCGAAGACCGCGCCAAGGACGAGGGUCGGUACACGAUUUCAUUGUGCCCAGAGGAGGGAUUCCUGGACGUCUGCGGUCUGCGGCCGUGGAAAAAAAAGGGGGGUAAAAAGGCCGCGGCAGGCGAACAAUUCCGCCGAACACGAGGCUCGUCGCGGCCCUGAUCAAGGCCAAUCGGAGUUACUCGCGAUUGAAAAAUCGUCGACAUACUGCCGGCGCGAUCGUCAGGUACGAUCUCACUUCUAAUCACGCGCGUAAAUCGUAGCUUUGCGAAGAGGAAGAAGCGAAACCGCGUGGUCGCGUUUCAGAGGGAAAUUAUUGGCAAGGAAGGACCUGAGAUUUGUGCGAUCUUGAUUUGCAUUUUCGUAAUAAAACUGGAAUUUAAAUACAGGUGGAUUGUUUGCCUGUCCUCAAUCGUAUAUAGGUCCGAUAAUACGAGAGCCUAAGGAUCUAAGGGCCUGAUGCAUUUUGUGUAUUAUAAUUAAGGUAGUUCGAUGAUGAACAACUUUUGCCAAAAGUGAUAGGUUUUAUUUUUUAUCGAAAGAAGAAACUCUCCUGAAUUGAUUAAGCCUGCAGAAAAAAGAUAAUUCACCGUCCCGUUCUCGAGAUAUUUAAUUUCAAAAUUAGGUGAUUUUAAUGAUUUUAACAUUGGUCUUAUAGGAAAAGAGGUAUUUUCCCAUGAAUAACACGAGUUUGCAAAAAAUCCUUUGCCAAAAAUGUCCGAACAAUAUAUAUCGAUGGAAAGAGGACACUGUGAGGAAGCCUAUAGUUGAAGGUGAACACGAUUUACCGUACAGUUUUUUUUUUAAUUAAUAAUUAAAGUUGAAAAUUAGUCAAGCGACGCGUUAACACACACUUUAUUUUAAUCUACUUCAGGCAAAAUAUUAUUCUACUACGUAAAAAUUACUUACUAAUGGUCUUUUCACGUCGUUACGAACUUUUGCGAUGCGUUAUCCCAUUUUUUUUAUAAUCAUAUAAAUAAAAAAAAUCCUAAACAUUGUUUUGACUUCGGCCCUUCAUCAUCGAACUAUCUUAAGUGUCCGACGAAGCGUUUCGUGCGUCGCUUUAAUUUCACUGUAUUAAUUAUACAUUUAAACACAAUUAUUACACACAAUUUAUUGUGACCAUAAUGGAGAGUAAUGUGCAGGCGUCAGGAGGGCACUACAUAACAAGUACAAAACCUUUAACAACGUACGAACUUGUUGCUGGUAUAAAUACGCGAUUUCUUAAAUAUACGGUGCUCCGCGCUGGAAGAAGCAAUAAGAGGAGCAACAAGUCAGGCUCUAGCCUCCUCCCUCGGCGCACCAUCAAGAAAAUUAAAGGCAUGUUACUUGAUCCUGUUCGCAAACUUAUGACAUGUAUGAGUUUCGAUUCAGUAUGCGCUUUAUUAAACCGCGCGCAUUAAACCUACGGAACAAGCUUCAUCUCAAAAGCAAAUACGAGCGCGCGCGCGCGUAUUUAUAAAACGAGGCAGCGCAACUGAGAGCGGACCCUGAUGGCCUUGAUGUCAGCCAAUCGUCGAAGCAAUUAUAAUGAUAACACUACACUAAUAAUGAGAACGCGAAUCCCCUCUCUCGUAAACUAAUGAAACCACUUUUCAAACGAUCUUCCAGUAGAAGAAAGAAAGUUUUCUGAGGGAAACACAUCUUCCAGGGCAGUUCGAAGAAUUCGAAAGACAUAUCCGCAGUUCCCUGAAACAACUUUUCUCUCGGAUCUUUACAUUUCUUUGAAUUAUCACAAAGGUAAAGAAUCCGUUGUAACCAGAACAAGGCUCUCGCGCAAGAACCUCAUUAAUGUGCGUCACAAUGUUGCAGAUUAAGCGAUCCGAGGUCGAGUAUAGCCUCCGGUGCGCGAGAAGCCAGAACUCCCUUCCCCUCCCGGGUUCGAAUGGGUUGCAACCGAAGAAAUUUCUUCAUAUCUACACGAUUGGGAUCGUUGAACGACCUCGAGUAAGCCGAACCAGUUCCGCCUCCCUGGCGUUCUCGCUUCAUUCAAUUCCCGCCUCAUUCUAACGACGCCUCAUUAUUGUAGUAUCGCGUAAAAGUCUCCGCCACCGCGCGUCAUAAGGAUAUAAUUACAUUUUACCGAAGAUUUGUUGCAAAUGAUUGAACGUUCGCUUCUCCUCAUCGUAACAUCGCGGCAAUUAAUCUCGAAUCAAGUGGACGGACUGUGGGGAUUUUUUAUAGAAAUUAUAACAAGCAGAAGAAUGUACAAAUCGAAAUAUAAAUUAAGAUAUAAAAAUGCGAUAAUAAAGAUUAAACGUUGAUUUUAUAAAUCGAUUAAAUUCGCUUGUUAAUUUGUUUAUUUUUCUACAAUGGCACCUUGAGAAAGAGAACGAAACUCCUCCAUCGUUCAUUUUCGCGGGGGAAGAGCAAGCGUCGAAUCCGGUACGCCCGGCUUUUCUCACCUUUACGACGCGCGCGAACGAUAUCACCAUGCCAAAGACGGCCACGAUGGGCUUGCAGGGAUCUCGACUGAUGAGAUCCCGUCUCGGGGAACGGAUCCGCCUUGUCCUUCGAAGGUUCCUCGGGUUCCUGGUUCGAAGACAUCCCGCGCGGCUCGCGUCGCGUAUAUAUAAGUCAAAACCAGAUCGCGAGCAAGGUGCACAGCCCGGGCAGUCCUUCAGCCAGCAAGGAGGUCGACGGAGACACACCCGAGCACGAUGCAGGCAUUGAUUCCAGUUUUCGCGAUUCUCGGUGCGGCGGCGGCAGCGGGCGCGCAGCUGACCCUGCUGCCCUACGCCUAUCUGGCGGAUCCGCUUCCGGUGUACCAUCAGUCGCAGGACACGCGCGCCGGGGUGCACGCGUACAGUUACGCCGGCGGCCCGUCCGCCAAGGAGGAAGUCCGGGGUCUCGACGGGGUCACGCGCGGCUCCUACAGCUACGUCGACGCGCACGGUAUCCUGCAAUCCGUCUUUUACGUCGCGGACGAGGGCGGCUUCCGCGUCGCGGCGACGAAUCUGCCUACGGACGACAAUUUGCCGCUCGAGCCCGGCGAGCUCCUAACAGCCAGGUACGCCUACUCGCAGAAACACGCGAGGGCCGCAGGAGGGGAGGAGGUGCACCUGCAGGCGAGCGGGGCGAGCCGCAGGAAGCGCAGCCUAGAGGCAUCGGCCGACGAUCAAGAUCGUCAUCAGACAGAAAAUCCGAGUUCCCAGGGAGAUCAGGCCGAUCAGAGCUCGGCGGCGAUCGCCUCGCCGAAGAGUUCCCACGAGCUUCCAACGCCGGACGAGGAAAAAUCCAAAGGUCGGGCCAAUCGUGCCGCCGUAGAGGCCGUCGUCGCGCCUGUAUACGGCCUGUUGGACUCGGUUCUGAUUCCGAGAUUGACCGGCGCGACGACUUCUCAACAGAGCCGCGUCGAUGUUCACAAUAACGUUCGUUUGAAGGCCGCUCAACUCGUCAAGACCGCCGGAGUCUUGUCGGAACCUGUCUACGAGACGACGGUGAUCCUUCCCAGCCAGGUGCUCUUGGCCACCUCGCAGCAGAGUCGCGUCCAGGUGCACAACAAUCUUCGCGUCCAAGUGCCGGAAGAGCCAGUCGUUAACGCAGAAACGAUCGGAAUCGAACCAGGGCAGGUGGUGGUAACGACCGCCAUCGAGCCGCUCAUCUCCGCUUUUCCUGAUUACAACGAAAAUCGUAUCCAACUUCACAACAUUCUCGGAUUGGAAGGCCCAAAUCGCAAAGACACCGUGAAGAUCGACAGGCCGCUGCCGAUCGCCGGGACGCCGAUUGUCACCAAGAAAGCGAUUCCAGUCGUCACCAAAGACGUACCUCCGGUCAUCACUAAAGAGGCACUUCCAGUCGUCAUCAAUGAAGCGAUUCCAGUCGUCACCAAAGACGUACCUCCGGUCAUCACCAAAGAGGCACUUCCAGUCGUCGUCAAUGAAGCGGUUCCGGUUGUCAUCAAAGACGUACCUCCAGUCGUCAUCAAGGAGGCACUUCCGAUCGUCGCUAACGAAGCGGUUCCGGUUGUCACCAAAGACGUAUCUCCAGUCGUCAUCAAGGACGCACUUCCGGUCGUCACUGCCAUCUCCAGUCAGAGCAGGACCCAGAUCCAUCGCAAUACCAAACUCGAAGCAGUCAUACCGAUAGUGAGCGAACCGACCGUGUACUUGGCAACUUCCUACGCUCGACCGAUCUCCACCUGGCCGAUCUUAGCACCCGUCGCUCAGUCCUCUCAAUACCGCCGUCAGAUACACUCGAACGAGAAGCUCGAACUGGCAAUAUAAGGAUUUGGUCGUUUCGCUCGCUGAUAUCGCGAGAAUUUUCUUCGCGCGUUUGUAUUUAUUCUCAUGGGUAAUUUUUGAUAAAUCUUUGCAUAACAUUCUAUUUGAGUGAUAUCUUGAUAAACAAUAUAAUUUCUUUAGUUUGACUCUUUUCGAGAUAGAUUAAAUACUUUAUAAAUAUUUCUGUAAACAAUUAAUCUUUAUAAUUUGUAAGCUAUUUUUCUAUCUCUCGACAAAAGCAGUCGUUAAAAUUAAUAUAAUUAUAUUUUAUUGCAAAUUGUAAGAAAAUAUCUAGGUUUUAAAGAGUCAAAAUAAAACGCGCGCGGAUAAGUCAUUUGCAUCGUGCUCAAAUAAGAAUAAAGCAUUUACAUCUUCAGCGAGAGUUCCAUGAACGACUGAUUGAUGACAAGCUCGCUCGCGGUAGCUCGCACCAUGGACAUCAUUAUUAUUAAUCCUCGCCUUGCGUUCAUUUAUCCUGUAACGAUCAUCAUACAAACUUGUAUUAAAUUAUUGUACGAUUAUACGAUUCUCGCAUUUAUUAAAAACAUAUUGUCAAUCUUGUGUGCAGAUUACCUUUCUGUUUUAAUGCGUGUAUACAUUAUCACCUUUCUCAUACGCAGAUAUUAAUGUUAAGCUUAUUACAUAUUAAUCUCUCUCGCUCGAACACGCGGCAUAAUGUCCGAUAAUGUCAAUCCGGGCAAGAAUUUAAAUUGAUCUGUUCUGCGAGAGUGUGGCGAGCGGAUCUCCGGUCUCGAAGGUCGGAAGGAAUAACCGGCCGCGUAUUUAUUGCAAAUCGGGAAGAAAUCGCGCCGUUUAAUUAGCCACUUUGAGCCCAAUUCGUUUCCUUCGAACAUACGCGAAAUUUACAUCGCGAUCCCGGGAGGUGUUGGUAUUCUUUUACGACCGAUCAUUUGUCGUCGUCACUCUACGCCCGAUAUGGAACUGAAAUCGCGGCCUUGACUUUGGAUUCUUACACCGUCGCGCGAAUAUAUAUUGCGGCGUUAAAACUUUCAUGCGCGGAUAUCGCGUGUCCGUCGAGUAACGACGAGAUUAACGGCAGGGAUUCGCCAAUAUGCGCGAGUGAAUCCAACGCGUGUGCGCACUUACCCGCGUUCUUAUGACGGAGAUUUUUCCGAGUCGCGCAUUCGCAUGUCGGGGCAGAGGCAUCUGACAGGAUUAUUUUCCGCAGAUGGUACUGAGCGCUCCGUACGUUGGAUCGAGUUUUACGAGCGAAAUGUAAGAACAAGGAGAACGUUUUAUGGAGAUGUGAAUAUCGAUUCAUUCCUACUUGC
Molecule: messenger RNA, 8856 nt
Organism: Temnothorax curvispinosus
Lineage: Eukaryota; Metazoa; Arthropoda; Insecta; Hymenoptera; Formicidae
Exons: 3
Coding region: 6002-7567 (521 amino acids)
Cellular component (GO): chitin-based extracellular matrix
Molecular function (GO): structural constituent of chitin-based larval cuticle
Source: RefSeq, a predicted model, not a curated record